CGAUGCUACCUACCUAGCGGGAGCCGAUCCAUUCCAGGCGGAUCCAUUUCAAGUUGCACUCAGCCGGCUUUCAAACGGUCGGGGGGCAGAGAUCGUGAUGAGCAACGGCACUGAGCAGUAGAAUUACAGUACUUUGAACUUCGUCUCAGCAAGUGAAAAAGCUUUCAGUCUCCUAGACUAGCACGUCAAGUCAACGUAAAGCAGGACAGAAAUUAUGUUCUACAUCUCCAGGACUGUUUUGACGCACGCUGUUCUCACAGCAAGAAUUAUGCACAGAUUGAUUGGGUUCGCAAAAGUGAACGUGUCAAACAGUUUGUUUGCUAGAUCCCAGCAACACAAGAACUUAAGUAUAUCAGCCAAAACCAGUGCACCAAAGGUACAAACAUAUAGCUAUGUAAUAGUGGGAGCAGGUUCUGCAGGAUGUGUCUUGGCCAACCGUCUUUCAGAAGAUCCUGAUAAUUCGGUGUUGCUUUUGGAAGCGGGACCUAAAGAUACAAUAUGGAACAGCAAGAGACUCAUGUGGAAAAUUCAUAUGCCAGCAGCAUUGAUAUACAAUCUAUGUGAUGAUAAGUAUAACUGGUAUUAUCAUACUGUAGCUCAGAAACAUAUGAAUAACCGUGUAAUGUACUGGCCCAGAGGUCGUGUUUGGGGAGGAUCCUCUUCAUUGAAUGCAAUGGUCUAUAUCCGUGGACAUGCAGAGGAUUAUAAUCGUUGGGAGAGACAAGGUGCUAUUGGUUGGGAUUACGAUCACUGCCUUCCUUAUUUUAGGAAGGCACAGUGUCACGAGCUAGGAGCUGACAGGUAUAGAGGAGGAAACGGACCUUUACAAGUAUCACGUGGAAAAACAAACCAUCCUCUUCAUAUCGCUUUCCUUGAAGCUGGGCAACAGGCUGGCUACCCAUUUACUGAUGACAUGAAUGGAUUUCAGCAAGAGGGUGUCGGUUGGAUGGAUAUGACAAUUUACAAAGGAAAAAGGUGGAGUGCAGCCACUGCCUAUUUGUCCCCUGCUUUGUUACGCAGAAACUUAACAGCAGAAGAGAAAACCUUUGUAACUAAAAUUUUGUUUGAUGGCACCAAAGCCAUUGGAGUUGAAUACAUUCAAGCUGGAUUACCAAUAAAGGUCUAUGCCAAGAAAGAAGUGAUCCUAAGUGGAGGCUCAAUUAACUCACCCCAGCUUCUUAUGUUAUCUGGCAUUGGCAAUGCAGAUGACCUUAAAGCAUUGGGAAUUCCUGUUGUUUGCCACCGUCCUGGUGUGGGCCAGAAUCUGCAAGACCAUCUAGAAUUGUAUGUACAACAACAAUGCACUGAACCUAUUACUCUGUACCAAUCUCAAAAACCAUUCAAGAUGAUCAGGAUUGGCCUGGAAUGGCUUUGGAAAUUCACAGGUAGAAUUUUGUUACCUUCUAAUAAUUUGGACCUUGAAAUAAACAUCAAUACUUCAGGAUCAGUUCACGUGGGCCCAAUGAGACCCACAAGUGUUGGUUGGAUGAAGCUCAAGAGUGCAAACCCCACAGACCAUCCAAUUAUUGAACCAAACUACUUAUCUACAGAAACUGAUGUCCUGGAACUCCGUGAAUCAGUGAAGCUAAGCAGGGAAAUUUUUGCUCAAAAGGCAUUUGAUAGAUUCCGUGGUCCAGAGAUCACACCUGGAAGCCAUAUCCAAACAGAUAAGGAAAUUGAUUCUUUUGUGAGAGAGAAAGCUGAUAGUGCCUACCAUCCAUCGUGCACCUGUAAAAUGGGCCAACCUUCUGAUCCCAUGGCAGUUGUUGACCCUGAGACUAGAGUUAUAGGGGUGGAGAACCUGCGGGUUGUUGAUUCUUCUAUAAUGCCAAGUGUUGUUAGUGGCAAUUUAAAUGCCCCCACAAUCAUGUUGGCUGAGAAGGCUGCUGACAUCAUCAAAGGGUGUCCAGUGCUCUGUGACAAGGAUGUUCCUGUUUAUAAACACAAAUCUUAAACUUCCAACCAUGAAAAGGUGAUACACAUUUAAAUUCUCUCCUAAAGUUGAUAUUUUUCACCAAUGGACUAAAAGUAGAAUAUUUAAAAUUGUACUCAAUAAAAGGGGAAAACCCCCAAAUUUUUGUUAAUGACGUAAUUGGUACAAAAUAGAACAUUUUUGAACCUAAUGUAUAUCUUGCAUCCUUUCACUUUCAAUGAAAUUUUCCUUCAUUUAGUUAGUUAAUCACAUUAAAUAUCAUGUAUUUCACUUAAUAUUGUCUCUGAUGUUAUGUCUGAUAUCAUUUGUUCAAACCUAUGCAAAAUGAAAAGGGCUUUGGUUUGCUUAUGCAUCAGUUAUGCAAAAUACAUGUAUAGCAUAACCCCUUUGUUAAUAUCCAAACUUGUGAUUGAUUUAUAAUAGCUUAACCGGAACUGCUGUAGCCUUAUUCAGAUAUUCAACUGUUGAGAAAAGUUUGACUCAGUCUUCUAUGCUGUAAACAUCUACUUGGUCUAUCAUAUCUGUGUAGUCAAUAAAGAUUUAACUACAUUAAUCCCAUUUUCCAGCACUUGGUACAUAGCCCUUGUGACUAUGGUAGUGCAGUGAAUGUGAACAUCCAAAUGCUACUUAAAUGUCAAGAGUUUUUGACUCAACCAUUCUUUUAGACAGUGAAUUUCAGAGUCCCACUAUUGUCCGAGUGAAAAAAAAUUCAUCUCAACUCUCCUCUUAGCCUUCUACAUCUCAGCUUGAACCUAUGGCCCCCUGUUAUUGACCAGUUUGCUAAUGGAUAACGCUUUAUCCACCCUAGCUACAGCCUUCAUAACCUUACACACCUCUGUUAGGUCCCCUCUCAGUCUUCACUACUCUAAAGAAAACAACCCCAGCCUAUCCAGUCUUCCUUCAUAGUUCAGACCCUCUAGCCCUGACAGCAUCCUGGUAAAUUUUCUCUUCACUAGAGAGGGUGAAGUUAUAUCCUUCCAUUAAUGUAGUGGUCAGAACUGUACACAUUAUAUAACACUACUCCAGCUCUGCCCUGACCAAAGUUCCAGCAUAACUUCUUUGUUCUUGCAUUUGUUAGCCGAAGCAUAGACUACAAGUAUCACAUAUGCCUUCUUAACCAUCUUAUCUAUCUGUCCUGCUACCAUCAGGGAUCUGUGGAUACGCACACCAAGGUGUCUUUGAUCUUCAGUACACUUGGUCCUCAUUACCCAAGAGGAAUGGGGGAACUGACUUCCUAUAUAAAACAAAAAAAAAGUGAAUACUACUAAGUGUAUCUACAUACAUACUACCUAUGUAUCCAGUACGCCCACCAAAUAAACAUAAACAUGCCCUUUGUUGCUCUAAAAGCAUUAAUGAAUGCUCACACCCAGAUGGUGCAGGAGGUAUGUGUGGAGGAAUACAUCUGUACACAUACCUGCUUUUUUGGAGGUGUUUUAAAUCUUUUUGGUUUGGCUCAAAGCCUCUGAAAGAAUUCAGAAUGGAUUCUGAGGUUUACCUCACAAAAAUGCAGAUUUGUGGGUAGCAAAUCCAUAGAUACCAAAGAUUGAAUGGACUUUCCAAGGUCCUACCAUUCACAAUGUAAUCCUUUGCCUUGUUAGCCCUCCCCAAAUGCAUUACCUCACACUUUUCUGGUUGAAUUCUAUUUACCACUGCUCAAUCCAGUUGACCAGUCCAUUGAUAUUUUCUUGCAGUUUAUGGCUAUUCUCCUCACUAUUUACCACCCUACCAAUUUUUAUAUUGUCUGUGAACUUCUUGAUCAUAUCUCCUGCAUUUAAAUCUAAAUUGUUACAACAAAUUCCCUAGCACAGAGCCCUGUGGAACUGCACUGGAAACAGACUUCCAGUCACAUAAACAUCUCUCUACCAUCACCCUUUGCUUCCUCCCUCUCAGCGAAUUUUAGAUCCCAUGUGCCACUUUGCCUUGGAUCUCAUGGGCUCUUUCUUGAUCAGUUUACUAUGAGGGAUGUUAUCUAAAGCCUUGCUAAAGUCCAAAUGGAAUAUGUCAAAUGCAUGACCGUCAGCAACAUUCUUGAUACCUCCUCAAAAAAUUCAAUCACGUAUGUUAAGCACAGCCUUCUCUUAAUAGGUCACUGUUGGCUAUCGCUGAUUAAUCUGAAUCUUUCCAAAUGCUGAUAUAGUCUGUCCCUCAGAAUUCUUUCUAGUAACGUCCAAAUCACCACUUCAACUAAGAAUUUUAAAAUCAUAAAAUUGCUAAACUGUUUCAACUAGAACAUGGCCUUACUCUGCCUUCCAACCUGCCAAGAUAUUUGCACAGUUUAAAUUCUGCCUUCUUGAGCAUCCUUGAUUUUAAUAGCUGCACCACUGACAGUGGGCUUUUAUCUGACCUUGGCCCGAAGCUCCGGAAUUUCUACCUUAGUACCUCUUUACCUCUCCAUUUUUAAUACUCUCCUUAAAACCUAAGGUUUUGAUCAUCUGACUAAAUAUGUCUCUAGACGACUUAGUGUCACAUAUAAAAGCACUGUGUAAAUGCUAGGGAUAUGAAAUAGAAACUCAGCAGGUCUGGUAGCAUCUGUGGUGAGAUUUAGUUAAUUUUUGAAGUUCAUUAUGACUUUUUUUUUGGAAUGAUGAAGUUACGAAGAAGAGUUAUAUCGGACUCGAAAGUGUCUUCCUCCUGGGCCUAUUAAAAUAAAUUCAACCAUACUAAAUUAAA
This is a messenger RNA of Rhincodon typus (whale shark), 4603 nucleotides long. It is a transcript of the gene chdh, whose product is annotated as choline dehydrogenase. Bases 215 to 1954 code for a protein of 579 amino acids. The record is from RefSeq and is a predicted model, not a curated record. The transcript is spliced from 7 exons. Lineage: Eukaryota; Metazoa; Chordata; Chondrichthyes; Orectolobiformes; Rhincodontidae. Gene Ontology annotation, molecular function: flavin adenine dinucleotide binding; choline dehydrogenase activity. Gene Ontology annotation, cellular component: mitochondrial inner membrane.